UUGCUUACAAAGAGUCUCUUUCCUGGAGGGUUGUCUUGCCUUGGGAGGGAUAUAUAGUACGUGAUUCAGCCGGGCGGUCCAUGAGCUGUCGACUGUGAAAGAGUUGGUUCACAAGUACUUACCCUCCGUGGCUAGUUCUUUCUUGUCCCCAGCGAAGCGCAAUCGAGCGUCUUUUUCAACACCCAGGCAACUCUCCGAGAAGAGACCUCGACCACAUUGCCAUGGCAGUUUUUCCAGAAAAAAGAGUCCGUGCCGCAGACCACUGCCCCUAUCCCACAGAUAUCCGUUGAACGACAGCGUGCCGCUGCUCACGACCAUGCGCUCAAUGUUGGAGCCCCGCUUGAAGAGCAGCGGCAAGGAAAGGAGCCUCUCAAGGCGAAGACUGUCCUGUAUCUUGCCUAUGGGUCGAACAUGAGCUCCAAGACCUUCCGGAACACCCGCAAGAUCGUGCCCAUAUCGCAGCUCAAUGUCUGUGUGCCGGAUCUCACGCUCACUUUUGAUCUGCCGGGAGUCCCGUACUUCGAACCGUGUUUUGCCGCGACCCAGUAUCGAGACCCUGUCACCGGCGAACCAAAGUAUCCCAAUGGCCAUUUCACACAUCAGGUUGACGGGCGAGACAAUGACGAGGCCGACGACGACGAGAGAGGAGCGUUGCUGCGAUCCGACGACUCCGCUCUUGACGACACCAACGUCUGGCGCAAACCGCUCGUCGGCGUGGUCUACGAAGUCACGCUUUCGGACUACGCCCGGAUCAUAGCCACGGAAGGCGGAGGCUCGUCGUACAUCGACGUCGUGGUGGACUGCUACCCGUUUCCCGCCGACUUCAAUCCCUCUGACCCCGUCCCCAACCAUCCUUCAACGAUCCCCUUUCGCGCACACACGCUCCUCGCCCCGGCCCGGGAUACUGCCAACGCCUGCGGCAAGACGGGGAGUAACAAUGGCAACUCUCAUCUGGUCCGUCACCCCACGUAUGCCCAGCCUUCUCCACGCUAUAUGUCCCUCCUCGUCACCGGCGCGAAGGAGCAUAACCUGCCCGACUCUUACCGCACAUAUCUCUCCUCUCUCCACGCAUAUCGCAUCACCUCACGCCGGCAGCGUCUGGGCCAAGUAUUGUUGUGUCUGCUCUGGGUGCCGUCAUUGCUCCUUGUCAUGACUCUUGCUAGGAUACUGGCUGAUAACAGGGGAAGGGCACCCGGGUGGCUGGCCAAGCUGCAGAGGGGCCUGUUUGGGAGUAUCUGGUGGACGUAUGAUGUGAUUUUUAGGAAGGUGUUUGGUGAUGGGGAGAGGACUGCUGGGACGUAGUAUACAGAUGAAAGAGGUGGCUAGAUUGAGCACGUUCAAGCUAUACGGAGUAUGGGAGAGUUGUAAAUUUACGGUGGAAAGCCAUACCAACCCUUUGUGAUACCUACUAUAGACUAAUUUUUUUUUGUGUACUUUUGCAGCGCUAGACUUGGAUAGAGUGUGAUACAAUAUAACUUGCGCCAGAGCUUUUACGGUAGCUUCCAACUAAAUACCAUAUAUUCUAUUCUUUGCU
Messenger RNA from Coccidioides immitis RS, 1534 nucleotides. RefSeq lists its product as uncharacterized. The record is from RefSeq and is a predicted model, not a curated record. NCBI's taxonomy places the organism in Eukaryota, Fungi, Ascomycota, Eurotiomycetes, Onygenales, Onygenaceae. The transcript is spliced from 2 exons. Gene Ontology annotation, molecular function: gamma-glutamylcyclotransferase activity. Bases 412 to 1302 code for a protein of 296 amino acids.